AAAAAACAACUAUUGUUUCAAGCACGCGUCUAUAUUUUUUUGUUAGUUUGUUUACUGUAAUUAAAAUUUAAAAAUUCAAGCGAGUCUAAUGUUGAGCAUCAAAACGAAGCGAAUUCCAGGCGAAUCACUGGCCAAAAGAAAAUUAAAGUCGGAUAAUGUAGCAAUUCCGAAUGGAAUAACAGAAAAUAACACAAAAAGUGUCUGUGAUAGAAUGGCACAAAAUAUGGAAGUCCUUGACAAGACGAAUUUUAGUGCGAGAAAUGAGGACGAAGAAAAACAAAUAUUACCCGAGCAAUGGGAGAGCGCAAAAAAUUCAGAUAGUAAUGUGGACCCCUGCGUGGUAAAAACAGAUUAUCCAAUUAUGGAUAUAAUUGAUAUUGGUCCCGUAAAAGUGGAGCUGCAAGAGGACGCUGAAACAUCGGAGACAAUGCACAGCGAAGAAUCCUCUUUGAACAAAGAUUUCUCGAUAUGUGAACCAAAUCUACCUGAGGAGUGUGCCGAACAAAAGUUUUUAGAGGAAUUUCUUAAGGCAUAUCGCUCCUCGCCUGGCAUGUGGGAUAUUAAUUCAGACGAUUACCGUGAUCCCAAGAGAAAAAGAGAACAAUGUGCAUGCCUGCUGGCCAAAUAUCAGGAAUAUUAUCCUGAUGCGGACAAGCAGCAAAUGCAAAAGAAAAUCCGUUCGAUUAGGUCCCGCUACUAUCGCGUGCAGAGAAAGAUUGAGUAUUUAAACAAUAAACAAUUAGGGUCGGGUAAAAAGUAUGAAUCGAAUAAGUGGUUCUUUGAUGUAAUGAGCAGCGUGUGCGCUUACAAGGAACCUCUACAGCCAGUAGAUAAGACGGCACCAUUUGCUGAAAGAAGGAUAAUGCCAAAGCGAGGAAGGGAAGCGUUAAAAAAUGACCCCAUACCCUUAGAAUAUUACCGUGAAAAGACAAGGGAGAGAGCACGAAAGAAUCGUGAGAAAGUAUUGGAAUACUCAAACAAUAAGGAACAUACCCUGGAAAGUAUGGAGAAAGAUCGGCUUAACCAAGAAAGUGAUCGGGAGAGAAAUAAAAUUGAAACCAUAAUAGAAUGUGAGCCUAACGCCAGCAAGCAGGUAUUAGAAAAUGCAUUGACAAAGGUAGAAGGAGCAUUGCCAAGGGACCUGGAUAAAAGAAUAAAAGUGAUCAACGUUUUGUAUGAGAAAUAUGUAAAUCCAGUAAUAUAGAUUUAAAAUAAUAUCGAAUAUUCGAGAUAUACGUUUUGUAAAUAUUAUAAAAAGUAUUACAAAAAAACAAACGAA
Messenger RNA from Drosophila montana, 1279 nucleotides. RefSeq lists its product as uncharacterized. The coding region runs from base 89 to 1204 and encodes 371 amino acids. NCBI's taxonomy places the organism in Eukaryota, Metazoa, Arthropoda, Insecta, Diptera, Drosophilidae. The transcript has 4 exons. The record is from RefSeq and is a predicted model, not a curated record.